GUCAAAUUCCCCUCUCUCUCAACGAAACAGAUAUUUUCAGAAUCUAGAUCAGGAAAAAAAGAUGCCAUCGAGAUUGGCGAUUUUCUGCGAGGUUGUACUCGCAAUCCUCCUCCCUCCUCUCGGCGUCUGCCUCCGCCAUGGAUGCUGCACUACGGAGUUCUUUAUCUGCUUGAUUCUGACUAUACUCGGAUACAUUCCCGGAAUAAUUUACGCGCUGUACGCAAUUCUGUUCAUCGAUCGCGAUAAAUACCGCAACAGUGGAGAUUACUACGAGGUUGCCUAGUAAUACUAAUUCUUCCUAAUUUCCUCGCUGUUGUUUUUUUUUUUUUUUUGUUGUUUUGUGUGUGUUGUUGUGUUGAUUGCUCGCCAAGUGUUCGAUCUAUUGUCUGAAAGAUCUGCUACUUUGAUUUCAUAAUUUGUUGCUGUACUUGAUGACUUGAUGAUGUUGGUUUAAUUGAGAAGUUGUUUCUUUUGUUUGAUUCA
Molecule: messenger RNA, 483 nt
Organism: Erythranthe guttata (spotted monkey flower)
Lineage: Eukaryota; Viridiplantae; Streptophyta; Magnoliopsida; Lamiales; Phrymaceae
Product: PMP3 family protein At4g30650
Cellular component (GO): membrane
Source: RefSeq, a predicted model, not a curated record